GUCGAUUCUGUCGAUUCUGUCGAUUCUGUCGAUUCUGCAUACUGUUCAUUCAUUCCCUGUCCAAAUACUGUCCUGUUGCACUUGGCAGUUGCUCCAGAAUCUUAUCAUCCCCGAGAUCCGCACACAUAGAACAGCUCCAACACCACACCGAUGCGAUUGAUCCACAUUGCCCGGGCCGCUCGGCGGCCCCUUUUCCUGUUGUCAGCCGGGCGCUGCUCGCUAUCUGCAGCAAGCUUGUCCUCUAUCCGACUGCACUCCACCGCCGUGCCCUUGGUUGACAAGAGCGCGCCCCUCGGGACUCUGCGCGAGUGGUCCUCGCAGUUCUACUCCUCGCCAGGCUUUUCACGAACCCACAGCUGCGGAGAGCUGUCUCCUGAGCACGAUGGCCAAUCGGUGGCUCUGAGUGGCUGGGCAUUGAAUUCGCGCAAGAUCGGAUCGGACUUGACGUUUCUGCCUCUCCGCGACGCACACGGCACCGUCCAGCUGGUGCACCAAAUCUCGCUGGACUCUCCCUCUGAAAAAGACCUGUUCAUCCGCGAGACCCUGCUCUCGCUGACACCCGAGUCUGUCAUCUCCAUCAAAGGCAUCGUAAGGCGUCGCCCGGAGGCGGCCGUCCAGGGCGGCUCGCCGCUGGGCUCCAUCGAGGUCUCGGUGACGGAUCUCAAGGUUCUGAACAGAGCCUGUCCACUCCCAUUCUCGACAGUCUCCAAGGCCCUGAUCCCGAACGAAGAGGCCCGCCUCAAGUAUCGCUAUGUCGAUCUCCGGCGCCCCAAGCUGCAGGACAACAUCCGCAAACGAUCGCGUGCCGCCCGCGCCGCCCGCGACUUCCUGUAUGCCCACGACUUUGUCGAGGUCGAGACUCCGUAUCUCUUCAAAAGCACCCCCGAGGGUGCUCGUGAGUUUCUGGUUCCCACCCGCACCAAGGGCAAGUUCUAUGCUCUGCCGCAGUCGCCGCAGCAGUACAAGCAGGUCCUCAUGUCUGCUUCGGUGGACCGAUAUUUCCAGAUCGCUCGCUGCUUCCGCGAUGAGUCGCUCGGCGCCGAUCGCCAACCCGAGUUCACCCAGAUCGAUAUCGAAAUGUCGUUUAUCGAGAUGAACGACAUCAUGAAGUUGCUCGAGUCUCUGGCUGCGACCAUCUGGAAAGAAGUGCUCGGCGUCGACAUCCGACUGCCCGUGCCUCGCAUGACCUACGCCGAAGCCAUGCGUCGCUUUGGAUCCGACAAGCCUGACAUCCGCUUUGACAUGGAGAUUCAGCCGCUUAUCGACUCCAUCGACUCGGGCCAUAUGGUCGAGGGCCUGGUCGUCAAGCAGGCACACAAACACCUCAACACGAAACAGCUUCAGUCUCUCCGCGAUACCGUUCUACAAGAAAACUUUGUCCAUCUUGGAGGCUUCCCCAAGAGCCAGGAUCUACUCUUUGUCAAGAUCACUAACGACAACCUCCAAAGCUGGCCACAGAAGAUACGGUUUCUCUCCGGCCAUCCUGAGGCCGCUGCCAAGUUGGGUGGCGUGGAGCCGGGGGAUUUGGUUGUCCUCAACUACCGCAAACAGGGCUAUCUUGGCCCACACACCAUCAUGGGCCGGACGCGACUACAUCUUUCCAAGGCCCUGAUAGCCGCUGGUGCUCUGGACAUCGAUCCGUCGCGUGCUCUUUCAUUCCUGUGGGUCCACGAUUUCCCGCUCUUCACACCCACUGCCGACAUCGAUACUGCCUCUGGCGAGCUUGCCCUCGAGGCAACGCAUCACCCCUUCACCGCACCCAACCCUGAAGAUCUGCACCUCCUCCCAAGCGAUCCGCUUUCUGUCCGAGGUCUGCAUUAUGACUUUGUCCUCAAUGGCCAGGAAAUCGGUGGCGGCUCCAUCCGCGCUCACGACCCCCGCCUCCAGAACUAUAUCUUUUCGGAGAUCCUCAAGAUUCCCUCCGAGAAAGUCCAGACGGACUUUGGCCACCUGCUCGAUGCGCUGCAGUUUGGCUGCCCACCACAUGGUGGCUUUGCCUUUGGCUUUGACAGACUCAUGGCCAUUCUGUGUGGAGCCCCGAGUAUCCGCGACGUGAUCGCCUUUCCCAAACUAGCCGGCGGCGAUCUCUUCGUCGACAGCCCCAACAGCGUGAGCAAUGAGCGACUCAAGGAGUAUCACAUCCAGAUCGAAGCCAGCAACAACGUCUGAGCAAGUCAGGUAUCCCGGCACGGCUACAAUGCGUG
Messenger RNA from Polychytrium aggregatum, 2204 nucleotides. RefSeq names its product aspartyl-tRNA synthetase. Gene Ontology annotation, cellular component: mitochondrion; cytoplasm. Lineage: Eukaryota; Fungi; Chytridiomycota; Chytridiomycetes; Polychytriales. Bases 151 to 2169 code for a protein of 672 amino acids. Gene Ontology annotation, biological process: aspartyl-tRNA aminoacylation. The transcript is spliced from 2 exons. The record is from RefSeq and is a predicted model, not a curated record. Gene Ontology annotation, molecular function: ATP binding; aspartate-tRNA ligase activity.